AAGUAAAUGGUAAAUAAGAUUCAGGAGCUUCUACUUCUAGUGAAGAAAUGGCAGGGAAGAUGGUGCCAAAGGAGCCUGUGAAUGAUCCGUUACUGAGUGUGACUGUUUCUCUCAGAUCUAACAUAUCUGUGAGAGACAUGGCUUCCUUGCCGGAGUACAGAACCAACCGCCACCGUAAACCACCAAUUUCCGGUGCCUCUGUGGCUGAACAGAGGAAGUUCCAGCAAAAGCUUGUUAGGAUCAUCGUCGCCGACGCCGACGCCACGGACUCUUCCAGUGAAGAUGAAGUGAUAAUCGGAUCAAGAACGACAGUUAGGAGACAAGCAAGAGAGAUCAUUUUCGAACGAUACUCUGUUCUUACUGGUUCUUCUGAGUCCUCUGUUAAUGAAAUUUGUAAGAAGCAGAGACCCAGAUCCCGGCGGUCCAAAUUUUGUCGCCGGAGAAAGUUCCGCGGGGUUCGGCAGAGACCGUGGGGCCGAUGGGCGGCGGAAAUCCGAGAUCCGAUUCGCCGGAAGCGGAUAUGGCUCGGGACCUUCGACUCGGCGGAAGAGGCGGCAGCGGUUUACGACCGAGCUGCUCUGAAACUCCAAGGCCCAAACGCCACGACCAACUUCUCCGACGCCGGAGCAGUCGCCACGGCGGCUGACGACGGUAGCAAGCAGCAGAAGGGCUUGGACUCUCAUAACACGACGGCGGUUUCGUCGCCGACGUCAGUCCUCCAUUACGAUGGCGUUUCGAUCCCGUUCGAUGCGUUGUUCAGCGGAGAGGCCGAUGGGUUCGGAUUGGAGAUGGCGGCGGCGGCGUGGUUGCCGGCGGCGAGGAAGCAGUGCGGCGAGGAGGAUUUCGGGGAGUUUGACCUCGACUAUUUCUUGGUAGACGUGAUUUACUAGGCGGCAGUAGGGGGAACAGAAGUUUCCCGAUUUCGUGGAAUGUCUUCUACUGAAAUUCAACCACGUCGCCAAUUAUAAUGAUAAAUAUAUUAAAUUCACAUAUUAGGUUAAAUCUGUGAUGUGGCUGAAAUUAAUUAUAAAUCACAAGUUUUUGUAAAGAAAAAAAAAGGAAUUGUAGGUUACAAGUUUAUUCAUGUGGAGUAAAUUUUCUCAUUUACUAGAAUUCGAGAAAGAUAACAAGGAAAAUUUGUAUAUAGCCUCAAACAAGUAAGUUUCAAGUAACUAACUUUAUUUAUGUGCAA
Messenger RNA from Momordica charantia (bitter melon), 1192 nucleotides. The record is from RefSeq and is a predicted model, not a curated record. Lineage: Eukaryota; Viridiplantae; Streptophyta; Magnoliopsida; Cucurbitales; Cucurbitaceae.